AUACUACGAUAAGGUGCGGACUUUAUAAGUCUGGUAAGUCGCGGCACCCUGAUUCGGGUACACGCCGAAAGAGCCCUUCAAGAUGAAGUUCGCGCCAGUGCUGGCUGUUUUGGUGCCCCUUUUGCUACUGACUUUCCAGACCACUGAUGCACGGAGAUUGAGGAUCCCAUUGACGCGUUUCUUCUCAGCGCGUCGUCAACUCAUUGAGAAUGGAACACCAAGGGAGCCCUUCCUCAAGAGACCUGUCAAUGGUUCUGUUGCGGGACCCGCUCCAGUGCCGCUCACUAAUUAUCUCGAUGUGGAAUACUACGGCCUGAUUGGAAUCGGCACACCACCUCAAGUGUUCAAGGUUGUGUUUGACACCGGCUCUUCCAACCUCUGGGUGCCUUCUUCCAAAUGCCCAGCAACGGUAUCUGCCUGUGCGAUCCACCGAAAAUACGACAGCAGCAAGUCAUCCACGUACCGUGCAGAUGGCAGAUCCUUCAAGGUGGUAUAUGGCUCUGGCGACGUCGAGGGGUUCCUCAGUAACGAUGUCACACGCGUGGGUGGAGCAUACGUCACAGAUCAGAUCCUGGGAGAAGUGACAAACGAACAAGGAGUUGCAAUGGUGGCCGCCAAGUUCGAUGGCAUUCUGGGCCUCGCCUACCCCUCCAUCUCCGUCGACAACGUCAAACCCGUGUUCGACAACAUGGUUUCGCAGGGUGUCGUGGCUGAAGCUGUCUUCUCGGUAUACCUCAAUCGCGACCCAUCUGCGGAGGUAGGAGGCGAAAUUCUCUUCGGUGGCAUCGACGAAAAAUAUUAUAAGGGCAACGUGACCUACGUCCCUGUGACACGUAAGGCCUACUGGCAGUUCCACGUCGAUAGUUUGUCCAUCGUCGGUGGGCGUUCUAAUGGUGCCUACUGCAAGAAAGGAUGUGAAGCCAUUGCCGACACCGGUACUUCCCUCAUAACUGGCCCAGCAAACGAAGUGGAGCAACUCAACAAAGAACUAGGAGCCAUUCCUGCACAGGGUGGCGAGUUCCUUUUCGACUGCGAGGCCCUGGAUUCCCUACCAGAUAUCGAAUACAAAAUUGGUGGACGUGGCUUCAGAUUGACUGCCAAGGACUAUGUCAUCAAGGUAGACACUCAGGGACAAACAGUGUGCCUCAGCGGCUUUUCUGGAUUGGACCUGCCUGGAGGCCUCUGGAUCCUCGGAGAUGUAUUCAUCGGUCGGUUUUACACAAUCUUUGACCGUGAGAGCGAUCGGGUCGGAUUCGCCGAAAGUGCGUAAGCCGGAAGGAGAUAUACGGAGCGGUACUUAACAACUGUUCAAAAAAAAUUUAUAGUCUGGAAUAAAUAGUUUUACGUA
Messenger RNA from Ornithodoros turicata, 1348 nucleotides. Its product is annotated as cathepsin D-like. NCBI's taxonomy places the organism in Eukaryota, Metazoa, Arthropoda, Arachnida, Ixodida, Argasidae. The record is from RefSeq and is a predicted model, not a curated record. The transcript is spliced from 9 exons. The coding region runs from base 83 to 1270 and encodes 395 amino acids. Gene Ontology annotation, biological process: proteolysis. Gene Ontology annotation, molecular function: aspartic-type endopeptidase activity.